AUGCAAAACAAACCUUCAAAGCACAAUGUUGAAGCGGAUGUAAUCUUGCGUGGAUACUCAGGAUGGAAUUCAAGAAGGGCUUUGGAAGUUUUGGAUGAAAUUUUUCCUAAGGUAGAGAUAAAACGCCAUGUUCAAUUGAAGGCCUCAUCAGAAGAUUCCUUUCUUUAA
This is a messenger RNA of Sphenostylis stenocarpa, 168 nucleotides long. The record is from the annotation of a GenBank genome assembly. Lineage: Eukaryota; Viridiplantae; Streptophyta; Magnoliopsida; Fabales; Fabaceae.